AUGGCGGACAAUGCUGGCCCAAUCGCGUCCGCAGUCGUUCCCCCCGAAGUCGAGCCACCUAAAUCCCCACCUACGAAACGAAGACAAUCCUCAGCGUCGGACUCAACAUCCAAACGUCCUCGACUUUCCCUCGAUCCAAGCUCUCACUCCCCCACUGCCAUACAUGACUCGCCAAAAGCAAUCAAAGCCGAGGAAGAUGCGCUCCCAGAGAAGGAUCAAGCCAGAGAUCCAAACCGAGAACGGAGGAAGAGCAGUGUUGUAGAAGAGAGGAAACGUGGUCAGCGGUUAUUCGGUGGGCUUCUCAGUACCUUGAGUCAAAGCACUCCCAAUGGUCAACAGAAAAGGCGUUUGGAAAUUGAGAAGCGACAACAGGAGAAGGCCAAACAACAGAAGGCUGCAGAUGAGGUGCGGAGAGCAGAGAAGCUAGCGAAUCUGAAAGCUGUACGAGAGGAGGAGCAAAUCAAAUUCGAUGAGGAGUCGAUGCGGAUACGGCAUUCCAAUAUGCUUGCAAUGGCACAAUUCCUCUCGACAAAAGCAGAACCGAAGCUGUAUUACAAACCAUGGGAAUUGUUGCCCCGAGACGAAGAUCGCAUCAAGAAGCAAAUCGUCGACGCAGAAGCACUCAUCGAGCGAGAAGUGGACGAAUUUUAUACACGGCAUCCAAAAGAGACUGUACGGGAUUCCUCUGCAGAAAGCAAAACUAACGGCGCGUCUAAGGAGACGGUGGGUGAGCCUCAACUCGAGUCUCCAUCUGUUUCUAAUGUUGAUACUACUAAUAUUUCCCCUGUACAAGCACCUCAGUCCGAAAAAGUCAAGGCUGAGAAACAAGCUCAGGAAGAGCAUAAUGGUGAGGUUGUGCUUGAGAAUGAGGAGGACACUGUCAUCUAUUGA
Molecule: messenger RNA, 891 nt
Organism: Hyaloscypha bicolor E
Lineage: Eukaryota; Fungi; Ascomycota; Leotiomycetes; Helotiales; Hyaloscyphaceae
Exons: 4
Coding region: 1-891 (296 amino acids)
Cellular component (GO): catalytic step 2 spliceosome
Source: RefSeq, a predicted model, not a curated record